AUGUCGGGUGCAGAGGGUUCACCAGUUCAGACGGGGAGCGGCUUCUUAGCCGCAGGAGAGUGGGCUCCUUUAGAUGGAGAUGUUGUGGAGGAGGCUUAUAGCCUAGAGGAGAGGACGGAGAAGGGGGAAGUAACAGACGAAGGCGAAGGCGAAGGUGUUCGGGGUCGUCGACAGGCAAGAAGACGGGGAGGAGAGGCGCGCAUGGCUGCAAUGCUAGGAGUGCUUGUGGCCGGUCUCAUCACAGCUGUUUUGUCAUCUCUGCUGUGGUGGCCUUCGCAGCGCGGCCGCGGCGCUUUGCUGCGAGAGGCCUGGGCGCGUGUAGCCCAUCACGAGGAGCCCUGGGGUUUGCCGAAUGUCCAAGAGUUUGAGGAAAGGAUGAGCCCUUACGUUAAGUUCGGAAAACGGGAACUUGGGGCGGCUGUUCAGAAAAGGAGAGAGCAAGACUUCCCUCGUUCAGGUACUUUGGGGCACGAUGUAUUGAGUUCCCUCGGCAUUGAACUCUCGGACGGGAAGAGGAGUAGCUUGAUUGGGGCAAAGAUUCUUCUGAAGGACAUGCAGAAACUUGGUUCGGGUAAGGUGGAAAGGCAGCCGCUUGAGUUUUAUGUGAAGAGAUACUUGGGGGAGGACAAGUCGUGUGUGUUUGUGGAGGUAGUUGAGCUGGCAACAGAGAAGGUAUUUGCAAUGAGGCUGCAGACACUGCCCUCGAAAGUGGACGGACAACAUGUUACACCCGAGUUGGCUGAAAUGAUGGCCAACCAGUCCACAGUUGAGUCUACCGUCGCAAUGCUCGAGGCGGUGGGGGAAACACCUCCCCAGCGAGCUGCCGAGGAGAGGGGCCUAGCCUUAGCAUACAGCGUUGCAACAAUUAGUGGCGUGGCUCCAAUUGUACGGGGCAGUACAAGGUAUAUAACGGCUAACGUGCAGCUGAUGGAGAGGUUCCACGGGAAUCUGGAGGAAGUGUUCGCUGGGGCGAACAUCAUGUCGAUGAAUGCAAAGGUGUAUGCAGCACAGAGGCUACUAACUGAGGUGAUGCUGCUACAGAGCGCAUCUGUUAGCCACAACGACUUGAAGUUGCAAAACAUCUACACUCGAAAGGACGGCUCCUUCUACAUUGGGAACUUUGAUGAGAGCGUCCGCAUCGGGGAGAGGAGGAGGAAAUUGCAGCCCGACACCGCCAGUUCUACAGAAGGGGGGUUACAGACUGCUGCGGCGGAGGCAUUAUCGGUUGCGGAAGCCCCUGUUGCCCACAGCCAGACUGACCUGUGGGAUUUGGGCGUGUGUCUGUACAAGAUAUUUUUGAAUGGAGAUCUCCCCUACGGGAUGAAAGAAGGCGCCCCCCGUGAAGACGUUAUUGCAGAUCUAGAAUUACGGGGAGUCCGAUCCGGCCAACUCCUGGAGGCCCUCGCGCAAGGUAGAGUACCACAUAAGUGGGCAGAUCUCAUUAUUGGGCUGCUUGAGCCCAGCGUAGAACAAAGGAUUGAGGCAAAGGCCAUCUUGGAGGACCACCAUGACCUACUCCACUAG
Messenger RNA from Eimeria acervulina, 1524 nucleotides. RefSeq lists its product as hypothetical. The record is from RefSeq and is a predicted model, not a curated record. NCBI's taxonomy places the organism in Eukaryota, Apicomplexa, Conoidasida, Eucoccidiorida, Eimeriidae. Gene Ontology annotation, molecular function: ATP binding; protein kinase activity. The transcript has a single exon. Gene Ontology annotation, biological process: protein phosphorylation. Bases 1 to 1524 code for a protein of 507 amino acids.